AUAUUUUGUCCUAAGUUAUAUUUGUAAGAAGAUAAGUUAAGGGUAAGACAUAAUUUAAAAUGGUUGGAGUAAAAUGUAUGUCCAUGUCCACAAUUAUUGCAUCUUCAUCUCUACCACCCACUGACCCCAAGCCUCCAUUCCUCAAAAGCCAAACAAGAGUUGAGCAGAAUGAAAGGAAACUCUCAGUUGCAGAGAUUGAAAGAGCCAUUGGUGCUGGCAUUUUCAGAGAUAGAGAUACCAGCAGGAGUCAUGUAAAGGAGAAGAAGACAUUGUUUGAUUCAAUUUUGUCCAAUUCUGUUGGGGAGAAUGAAGGGGAUGUCGAGAAGAAGCUAAGACAAACUGGUGAAUGGCUUAUUCAUAAAACUCAACCCACAUCUGCCUCUGCUGGAAAACAGAUUUUAGUUGCUGUGUUUCAAUGGAUUCUACCUAUGUGGAUUCUUGCAUUUCUUCUCGCUUCUGGGAUGCUCAACCUACCAUUUCUUGAUGACUUGCUUUUGUAAACAAUUAUCCCCUAAUUACCACUACAAAAAGAAAGUUUUAAAUUUACAUUUUGCCAAGCCCAUUAUAUAUGUAUUAGUGGGGUUAAAUUUGAAUGUUGUGGCGCUGUAAUUCGUCUUCUGUUUUGAAUUUCUGAUUCUAUUAUUCA
Solanum dulcamara is the source of this 646-nucleotide messenger RNA. RefSeq names its product probable NAD(P)H dehydrogenase subunit CRR3, chloroplastic. Gene Ontology annotation, cellular component: chloroplast thylakoid membrane; NAD(P)H dehydrogenase complex (plastoquinone). The transcript has 3 exons. Gene Ontology annotation, biological process: photosynthetic electron transport in photosystem I. Lineage: Eukaryota; Viridiplantae; Streptophyta; Magnoliopsida; Solanales; Solanaceae. The coding region runs from base 60 to 500 and encodes 146 amino acids. The record is from RefSeq and is a predicted model, not a curated record.